UUCUUUUGUGCAUAUGUUCCCGAAAAGCCAGAUAUUGGACCUAAUGCUACAUACGCAUUGAGGAACCAACAAUUAAAGAGCUCUGUGGAGAUGGUGAGCGAGGAAGAGAAAGUAAAGUAUACUUUCUCCCUCUAUUUUGGCACGAGCGCAAAACGAAAGAUCUGCGGUUAUCUCGACGGAACCUUCCAAUCAAGUGGUGGUGCCAAGCUCGUCAAAUUGAUGAAAGAUGGACAUGUUUGUCAUAGAAAAGAUUUCACUUUCUCCGGUGGAUCUAAAAAAGUCAACAAAGAUGACGCCAUGGAUUGGGCACACUUCUAUAAGCACGUGAAGUUGGAGAAAGAUUUUGUACCAAAAGAUCAUACGAAAGUAAUUUUUGACAUUUUGAAUGGAGGUCUCAAGGGUGGUCUGCAAAGGAAGAAUUCCUACGAGCGGGUGCUGAGUGAUGCAGUCAAAGAGAAAGCAAAGAAGAUUGAAUGGCAGAACAGGUCACUCAUGCCUCUUCCACCAGAUCUGCUGCAAGAAGACCCAGAAGAUGUGCCAUGGAUCCAACACAAACUCAGCGUCAAGCGAAAGAGAAGUUAAAAAUAUUUAUGGUGCAUUCUUGUAACAAUUAAUGAAUUAUUCUUAUGUGCGUUUGCAAAACGCAAUUCAAAUGAUGUUAUUUGAAAUAUAAUAAACAACAAUUCUUACCUCGAA
Molecule: messenger RNA, 696 nt
Organism: Folsomia candida
Lineage: Eukaryota; Metazoa; Arthropoda; Collembola; Entomobryomorpha; Isotomidae
Exons: 3
Coding region: 91-582 (163 amino acids)
Source: RefSeq, a predicted model, not a curated record